Molecule: messenger RNA, 1962 nt
Organism: Cyclocybe aegerita
Lineage: Eukaryota; Fungi; Basidiomycota; Agaricomycetes; Agaricales; Hemipholiotaceae
Source: the annotation of a GenBank genome assembly
AUGCCUCCUUACGACGACUGGAACAAUAUUGAUGAGGAAGAGGACGAGGAACUGCAGGACCCGUCUGUGUACGAGACAAAGAAAGAUGUCAUUCUCUUUUGCAUCGACUGCUCUGACUCAAUGUUGAAGCCAUAUGAUGACCCACAAUACGAAGACGUUCAAACGUGCCACCUCUUCACCGCUUUGGAAGCCGCUAUGCAGAUCCAGAAGAAGAAGAUUAUUGUCGGCCCUAACGACUCCGUUGGAAUAUUGCUUUUCAACACUACUAGGAAAUCAGAGACGUCCAGAAGUCAAGGCUCCGAGAUCAAGAGAAACACGUUUCUGUUCCAACCCAUUGGCCCACUCAGUGCUCCCAAGGUGCAAGAGGUCAUUCAAUUGCUUGACGCCGCCCGUGAAGAUCCCGAUGAGUUGAGAAAAACGUUCCCACCUCUCACCCACGGCAGAGUGCCCAUGGGAGAUGUGUUUACCAGCUGCAACUGGGUCCUGCGAGACGGCGCUCCAAAGACAGCCUCGAAGCGUGUCUUUCUGAUUACAGACGAGGAUAAUCCACAUCCUUCAACAAGUAGUAAACAACUGAUUACUUCCGCGCGAACGACCUUGAUCGACCUCACCCAAGCCGGGGUUACCGUGGAACCUUUUUUCAUCAGCACGGAAGACAAACCAUUCGACGUCUCCAAAUUCUAUUCUUCCGUUCUGCUCCCCACAAACCUUGAAGACGAGGACGAGCUCCAACAAGAUUCCUCCAUUCUGCCAGAAUCAAUAUCCAUAUCGCGCAUCGAAGAUCUUCUGUCUCAAAUGCGCUUUCAUGAAGUUCCGAAAAGAGCUCUCUUUAGUGUUCCAUUCGAGCUGGCUAAUGGCUUCAAAAUUGGGAUUAAAGGAUAUGGAUUGGUAACCGAACAGAAAAAAGGUUCCUACAAGUACUUCGUGGAUCUUGGCGAUCGUAUGGAAGUAGCAACCGUUAAAACAACAUAUGUGGACGAGGACCGUCAAGCCGAGGUUGAUAAGACGAAAAUCGUCUACGGUUGUGAUCAGGGAGCCGGUGGUACAGAGGAAGACGAAGAUGGAGAAGAAGCCGCUGGUGGUGCUGGCGCGCGUUUGGUCAAACCUGGAAGUCGCCCCUUCUUCACGACAGAGGAAAUUCGAUCAUUCCGCACUCUUGGCCUUGAACCUGGGAUCAAGCUCCUCGGAUUUAAACCUCGUAGCGAACUGGCGUUUGAGGAUAAUAUCAAACACUCGCAGUUCAUUUACCCAGACGAGAUGUCAUUUUCAGGAAGCAAACGCACAUUCAGUGCGUUACUGCGGUCGAUGUUAAAGAAAGAUAAAAUUGCGAUUGUUCUGGCGAUGACCAGAAGAAAUUCGACACCUAUCUUUUGCGCACUAUUACCCCAGGACGAAAACGUCGACGACAGUGGCUGGACGGAGCCAGCCGGCUUCCACCUUAUUCCGUUACCCUUCGCAGACGAAAUUCGAUCUGCCCCCAUUCAGGAGGGUUUUCGAGCCUCAGACGAGAUGAGAGAUGCUGCUCGCAAAUGGAUCGAUAAGAUGACAGUAAAAAACGGAACAUACCCGCCUGAUUCGUACCCCAAUCCCGCCCUUGCCUAUCACAACGCACAGCUCGAAGCGAGUGCGUUCCGAGAGCAGUACGAUCCAGAUUCGUUCGAGGAUUUGACAGAACCUAAGUACGAAUCCAUGCAUAAGCGCGCCGGAUCCUUCAUGAAAAAAUGGAAAGAUGACCUCGCGAAUGACAACUCUGCUAAUUUAGUUGUGGCGACCACCGGUUCGAAACGCAAAGCGGAUGUCAGCGUUGAUGAGGCAGAGAUAAAGAGCAAGUACGAUUCUGACCAGCUCAGCAAGUUGCGCGUGGAUCAAUUAAAGGAGUUCUUGAAAGCCAAAGGCCAGUCCGUAUCUGGAAAGAAAGCCGACCUGGUGCAGCGUGUAUCAGAGUGGUUUGAUGCACAUUAA